Messenger RNA from Gekko japonicus, 2098 nucleotides. It is a transcript of the gene DIPK2B, whose product is annotated as chromosome unknown open reading frame, human CXorf36. Lineage: Eukaryota; Metazoa; Chordata; Lepidosauria; Squamata; Gekkonidae. The coding region runs from base 99 to 1388 and encodes 429 amino acids. The transcript has 5 exons. The record is from RefSeq and is a predicted model, not a curated record.
GCAGGCAAGAAGGAAAAGCUCUAGCUGUCCUAGGACAAAUUUCCCAUAAUUUCAUCAAUGUCUAUCAGAAGCCAGGUCAGAGCUGGCAGGUACUAGAGAUGAGGACCUGGCUGUACUGCCUUUGCUCCAACUUUGUGGUUUGGCUGCUGGGUCUGCUGUGUUUGAGUCCUAACUCCAGCGGUAUCUUAGAAGGAAAAGUUUCCCCAACUUCAUCACCCCGCAUCAAACCCAGCUACAGUUUUGGUCGAGCUUUUCUGGGACUUGAUAAAUGCAAUGCCUGCAUUGGAACAUCAAUUUGCAAGAAAUUCUUUAAAGAAGAAAUAAGAUUUGACAGCUGGCUUUCUUCUCAUUUAAAACUGCCUCCGAACUACUUCCCCUGCUACUCUGGAAACUACACCGAUGACACUAAAAGUUGGCGGCCAGUUGAAAUCUCCAGAUUAAUGACAAAAUACCAGCAUGACCAAUCUGACAAGAGAAUCUGUACUUCUCUUACCUUUGCUAAAAGCUGCAGCAUUGAGCGAGCUUUAUGGAAGACUGAGAGAUUCCAGAAAUGGUUGAAAGCAAAACGUCUCACUCUAGACCUAGUUCAGGGCCUUCCUACACCAUUGCUUCGCUGCCCAUCACAAAGGCUGCUGGACCGAAUUGUGCGACGAUAUGCUGAAGUGACAGAUGCUGGGAGCAUCUUCAUGGACCAUUUCUCAGAUCGGGAUAAAUUACGCCUGCUGUAUACAUUGUCAAUUAAUACACAUCCCAUUAUCUUACAGAUCUUCCCUGAAGCAGAAGGGUGGCCAUUUCCAAAAUACUUGGGGUCUUGUGGCCGGCUAAUAGUCAGUACCAGCACCAGACCUUUGAAGGAAUUUUAUAGCGUAUCUCCUGAUGUGGCAGCAGACCUAGCUCUCCAGCUUCUUGCUGUCAUUGAUUCCAUGAUGAAUAAUGAUUUGAACUACUACUUCUACUUCACCCAUGUUGAUGCUGACACAUUUGGAGUUUUCACCAAUGGGUAUCUGUUCAUCCGGGAUGCCAGCAGACUAGGAAUCAUUGACAUGCAAGAAGUAACCAUAUUGAUGGAAGACCAGAAGGAACAUGACAUAUUCAGCUGCUUGGCUGUGGACUGUCAGUCUGUGUUUCCCUCCUGUAACUCCAUCAAGCACACUCAGAGCCUCAUCAUGGUAUGCGAGGAGGUUCUGCCUAAACUCUUAAAGGACAAAUUCCUGCCCUCUAUUCAAGAGGAGAUUGACAGGGCUCUGGCCACUUGUGCUGACAUUUUCUUAGGUCAACAAGAAGUCAUCUCUGCAGCUCAGAAGCUGGCAGAGAUUUUGAAGCCUCUUCGGCCUUGCCACUCUCAUUUUGCCUAUCGCUACCCUGAUUGCAAAUACAAUGCCAAAUAGUAAAAGCAUGUUUACCUGGGAUACUGGAGCUGUCAUCCACACGCCUCUUCUGCCUCUGAAGUCAAAAGAAUGACAUUUAGCUCGGUUUAACAUAUUCUUUCAACAAGAAUUUGCACACCUUUCUGCAACCUGCUUGUUGAGAAACAUGCCCUCCUAAUAAAAACCUCUCCAAUGCUUUCCAAAAUGUGUAGGGCCACAGUGGUGACACUUAUUACUUCUGUAAAAAGCAAACUUACUUCAGCUGCAUGGAAAACUUCUGAACAAUAUCAAAUCACUUUGUUGGUUAUUGGUUACCCUCAAAUAACACAGAGAGGAUUGUCCUGAUGGAGGCUACCUUUCUCCCUCUUCCAUCUUUGGUAGAACUUUGAAAUAGGCAUCUCUCUCUCUCUGCAACCAAAAAAACCAAAAACCCCUUGCCUGCCUCAUUCUCUUCUAUGGGGUGACAAAAGGUUAAAACUCCCACCCUCCAACUGCUUCUAUUUUACCUUCUUUUAACACAGAUGGUAAAAGUUCUUUCACUUUCCUAUGUAGAAAAUUUUUAUUUAGUGCUGUGGCAACUGCUCCAGGCGCCUAUGGAGAUGGCAUCAUUCUAACUAGCCAUUUCCUUUGGAAUUUGCUGUUCACUGUACAUUAACAGGUAAUCCAGAUGACACUCUUGACGACUCAUUGCAUUCUAAUGUUUUCGGUGUCCCCCCCCCCCAAACCUGACU